CUCGUUGGCCUGGUACUUGGACCGGAACCUUGCCACAGGCACUUCAGCUAACGUCUUGUAACCAUUGAACCCAGGCUCAGGGCGUGGGAGUGGGAGGUCGUGGAAGAGGUCGUGAACGUCGGCUUCGCCUUGCAAUGGCUGUGGAAGCAACGCCAGGCUGGCUUCGUUUGCGUCGCCGUUUGUCAUGGAGGGCGAGGUUGUCCAAGUUUGAGCCUCAGGUUGCGAAAGUUGUGGCCGGCUUUCGCUUCAUACUCUUCCAAGAUAUGUGGGGCGAGGUGAAAGAAGCUUGACGAGGAAUAUAAACUCUGACUUACUCAACUCCUCUUAUUCACUCACCUCACAGCAUCGAGUUCGCUCAAGAUGGCAACCCACGCUCGUAUUGGGCAGUUGGUACGCGAAGUUGGGGCGCGCCCACUCACGAAUAACGAGAUAGAGACGCUCAGGCAGCAUUUCAACAGCAAACUCGAAGCGUCACUGAAGUACGCAAAGCGCCCCGGUCUGAAGAUGAUAACGGACUGUAUUCAUUACGGCAUGAUCCCAGAGCAAAUUGGGCAUGUGCUAGACGAAGUUGUGCAUCAUCAGCGAUGGGAGCUCUCCAAGACAGGUCUGGCGGCGAUGAAAGAACACUUCUGUAUGACGAUCGCCGAGUACCUGGUCACGCGUGACAUGUGUCGAACUCCCAACACCAAGGAUAUGAUACAAGACCGACUGAAAAUAUCCAAGACCAAGGGCUACGCAAAACAGCAUGAAGAACUCAACGCUCUCUCGGCCCUAGCAAAGCCACUCACGCCGCCUUCGGUCCAUGGACGACACACUCUUCCAAUACGAGCGGCACAGCAGAACUCAACGACUUUGCCCUCGGAGCCACUCGCCCCCCGACAAGACACAGCCCAUGCGGAGGCAGCCUCGCGAUACUCCAGUUUGACUAGCCAGAACUCUUACACUGUGAAGGGGCAGCAAAUCUGCCAUCGGGGGACAGAAAUGUUGACUUCUCGAGGCUCAGAUCUCGGACUAUCGCGCCGGGAUGCGUUGAGACAAGCCAAAUGGCACCAGCAAAUCGGGUAUGCGUCGGUGUUGGUGCCGCACAUCCGGGCGUACGCAUCGGAUUCUGUCGUGCGUGCCAUAGCUGUCACGUUGCCAGCCACCUCGUUCGCCGCCAGCGCGCUCGUGCAAUCGAAAAAUGCAGGCAGUUUGAGCCCGUUCUUCUCUUCGACCUUCCAAGCGUUUAGGCAGCAGAAUCUGGUCUCGAAGAUCGAGCUGCCAACUGUGGCAUCCGGCGCUCAGAUUAUAGAUGGGAUCCAGGUACCAGCCAACGAGAGCGAUCCAGUCGGCUACAAGCUUGACCUGAUGGGCAAGAUGGAGCUGGACCACAAGAAAGCCGCCAUGGUUAUAAACCUCAACAAAUCGCGAGUUCUGGACCUCAGGCGCGAAUUUGUCGAUGCAGGCUUGCAGGGCUGCAGCUCGUCAAACCGAACGGCAAAGCAGCGUGAGCUGUACAAGAAAUUUGAAAACAAAGUUGCUCAGUCCCUCGGCCACGAUAGUACCUCUCUGGACAUAUACACGUUUAAGUCUCGUACCCACAAGGCUUUUGAGGUCUUGCGUCGCUGGAAGGAGAAGAAUUACUACUUUCUCAUUGCCCUCGCACAACCUUCACUUAAUACACCAAUGAUGAAGCCGAUGGCGACUGACAACACCUCUAAAGACAUCAUGAGUGACUGGGAAGACGUUGUCGGGCCAUGCAUGGAAGAGCUAUGUGCUUUUCCAUGGCGGGGAUUAGACGCCGAACAACGACAUGCGGCCGCUCAGAGCCUGGUUCGACUGGCCAACGGAGUCCAGGUCUCUGCCCAUGCAGUGAAUGUCAACCGCACGACGUGGGCCUCACAAAGGGCAGCCUUUCGCCACGCGACAGUGUUCCCCAACAUCUCGUAUGUGGGAGGUGUACGGACGGCAACCAACAUCUCGACCAGUGCGAUGCGUAUAGUGGGAUAUGCUGGCAUGGAAACGCACAACUUUGCUUCGAUGACAGUUGCGCUGGAUACCGGGCUUGUCUGUCCACUUGACUUGCAAGCCGGAUCUUUCCUGGGGUCGGUUCCCGGCGAAUUGCACUACGAGGAGCCACUGCAGCAGGGCUGGGUCCAAGGUCCGAAUAACGUUUGGUUUGAGCCUGCUGCCUCGAAAAUGUCACUUUUGUGGUUGGAGCUGGAGCCCGAAGCCCGCAUGGGCAAUGUGUUUCUGGCCUGGGAGGUAGUUGAAGACGAGAUCCUCGAGGGCUUCACGGGUGUCUCGUACCGCAUCAUCGCAUUCACGGCUCGCAGCGUGUCGGCCUUUACGAGACUGACCGCUGAAUGGAGGAACUAGCACCGAUGACAUGUAUUUCUAACCUAUCGUGACAUAUUUGUAAGUCCUAGGUGCGCUCCUGCUGUUUCGGUGUCGGUUGCGCCUUCCCCUGCAACUCUCGCUGCAACUCUCGCUACAACUCUUCUCUGCGAGCCUCAUCCUCCAUCAUCACCACUACUACACGCUUGGCCUCUGUGCUAGCCUACCCUU
Messenger RNA from Dothidotthia symphoricarpi CBS 119687, 2547 nucleotides. RefSeq lists its product as uncharacterized. Bases 361 to 2358 code for a protein of 665 amino acids. Lineage: Eukaryota; Fungi; Ascomycota; Dothideomycetes; Pleosporales; Dothidotthiaceae. The transcript has 2 exons. The record is from RefSeq and is a predicted model, not a curated record.